Molecule: messenger RNA, 1979 nt
Organism: Leptidea sinapis
Lineage: Eukaryota; Metazoa; Arthropoda; Insecta; Lepidoptera; Pieridae
Product: alkylated DNA repair protein alkB homolog 8
Exons: 8
Coding region: 152-1909 (585 amino acids)
Biological process (GO): tRNA wobble uridine modification; oxidative demethylation
Cellular component (GO): cytoplasm; nucleus
Molecular function (GO): tRNA binding; oxidoreductase activity; S-adenosylmethionine-dependent methyltransferase activity
Source: RefSeq, a predicted model, not a curated record
UAUAAAUAGUCGUCUAUCGGUAUCGACUAUCGAAUACAAUCGAAUAAGUCGAUCGAAUCCAAGGGACCAAACUUUUUAGGUUAUUACUUUUAUUAUUCGAUUUAAAAAGUUUAAAAUAUAUACUUAAAUUGAUAUUAUUUGAUCUAUAAAAAUGAAUGCAGAUGCCAAACGUAUAGUACGUAAGUGCAGGAGGUUUGCUGUUAGGUUAAAAGAACAUAAGAAUGUUGCAUGCAUUGAUGAACCUACAACAGAAAUAGUACUGUGCAAUGUUGGGCAAGCAACAGGAUUUACAAAAAAUGAACUACAAGAAAUAAUACUGGAAAAGUUACCCAAUGUUAAUCUCUCAAAGUAUAUUGCUGAAAAAGGAGAGUCACAUUCUUUUGCAAUAUUUGGUAGUAUCGAACAUUCAAAAUUGUUUUUCGAUACGUACAAUGGUAAAGCAACUCAAAAUGGUAUAAUAAUUUAUAUGAGCUAUGUGACAAAAGUACCAAGUGAUGAAACAAUAUACAUAACAGAUUUGCCGAGUGAAUUACAUAUUUUGCAUGACUUUAUUUCUAUUGAAGAGGAGAUACAAUUCUUAAAAUUAUUUGAUUGGGUUGAUGAGUGUAAUCUAAAAAAUCGUAAUGUCAAACAUUAUGGCUUUGAAUUUCGGUAUGGUACCAAUGAUGUUGACUUAAAAGCACCGUUAGAAAAUAAAAUACCAGAAGAAUGUAGUAUUCUAUGGGAGAGACUAAAAGAAAAAGGUCUUAUUGUAAAUAUUCCAGAUCAAUUAACUGUUAAUAAAUAUGAACCAGGACAGGGUAUCCCAUCACAUGUAGAUAAACAUAGCCCUUUUGGUAACACUAUAAUAUCACUGUCUUUGGGCUCGACAAUUGUAAUGGAUUGGAGACAUCACUCUGGCAGUUACAUACCCAUAGUUGUUCCAAGAAGGUCAAUGCUUAUAAUGCAAGGAGAAGCAAGAUACGACUGGCAACAUGGCAUUCAGCCCCGUACUUGGGACCCCGUUAUCCAAGAGCGAACUGAGAACGGAGCAAGAGUCCGUGUGGCCACGAGCGACACAGUAGAGAGAGCCACUAGGGUCUCUCUCACGUUCAGAGAAACCCGGCAGGGCCCGUGCGAGUGUCGCUAUGAGACGCUGUGUGAUUCGCGAACCUCGGAAACAGACGUUGCAGCACAAUUAGAGGAGCUACAUGUGCAUCAAGUGUACGAAAAAAUCGCAUGCCACUUCAGCAAGACAAGACACAAGCCGUGGCCGAAGGUUGUGGAGUUCAUGUCUCAGGUGCAGCCCGGCUCUGUGGUGCUCGACCUGGGCGCGGGGAACGGGAAGAACAUCCUCAACAGAUCUGACAUCAUACAGAUAGCCGGGGAGAGGAGCGAGGGCUUGUUGUGGGAGUGCCUGGGCCACGUGCGCGAUGUCCCCACGGCGCAGUGCGUGCGCCUCGACCUGCUGCACGCGGGGCUGCGGGCUCUGUGCGCCGACGUCGUGAUCUGUGUCGCUGUCGUGCACCACUUCUGCAGCCAGAAAAGAAGACAACAGGCGAUCGCAACCAUAGCUCGUGUACUCCGCUCCGGGGGCAAAGCUCUUGUUACAGUCUGGGCCAAGGACCAAACCAACUCCAACUACAUCUGCCGCAGCGGGCACUCAGACCAGACUGUCACUACUGUCGGCGGUCUCAACCUGCCCGUACACGAGAACAGGACGCAGUUCAAACACAACGACGUGCUGGUGCCCUGGAAAUGCCGGAAAGUGACCAAUGAGAAGUUGGGCGACGACGAAGGAACCUUUCUCAGGUAUUAUCAUGUCUUCGAGGAGGGAGAGUUGGAUAGUUUGUGUGAGAGCGAAGGACUGGCGGUGGAUAGAAGUUUCUACGAAGAAGGUAAUUGGUGUGUUAUUUGUACAAAACCCUAGUAAGAAACCUGUAAAGUGUAAAAAAUAAUGUAUAUAUUUUUAUAUUGAAAUAAUAAAUACUUGGUGCUGA